Molecule: messenger RNA, 690 nt
Organism: Rhododendron vialii
Lineage: Eukaryota; Viridiplantae; Streptophyta; Magnoliopsida; Ericales; Ericaceae
Exons: 2
Coding region: 65-436 (123 amino acids)
Source: RefSeq, a predicted model, not a curated record
AUGGUUGGGUUUAGAAAGAGUGGUGACCUCUUGGUUGAAAUGAGUGCAGGGAAGCUUCUUUCUUAUGACCCUGAGACUGAAAAGUUUACAGAACUUGAAGUUGAUAGCAAUGUCAGCAUUUCGACCUGGUUUCAUGCAGAGAGUUACAAAGAGAGCCUUGUUUUACUGGGGAGACAUGGCUUGCUGGGGAGUCAAGUUCAUGGAGAGAAGAAUAGAGUUGAGAGAGCCGGAACAAGGAAACGAAAAGCAAGGAAAAAGUAGAAACCAGGGAAGCUACCUUGAUGAGGAGUUCUGCCAUAGAUAUGAGGACCAAGGUGGUCUUACAGGAUUGCGCUGGGGUGAAGGACCAUGUUCAGGAAGGAAGGAAAGGUUAGAAAAAGUCUGCAAGAAUAGAAAUUUCAUGUUGAACUCUUUUAUGUUUGCGGAUCAAAAUUAAAAAUCAAGUGACUUUGGUAUGACCCACUUUAGCUAGUUUCUCCAAUGAAAUGCAUGGUUGAGGGUUAGUUUGUUUUACUCUCUUGAAGCUUUAGAGCUGAUGUUUUCCCUAACUUGUGUGCUUGGAGAUGUAUGAUGCCUCCUUUCUGUUCUUAUGGUUUUUAGCUUUCACAUGUGUCAUGGUGCCGAUAUUGUUCAGUGCAACUGUUAGACUGGGUUGGCGCAUGUCCUCUAGGUAUGGUUUAAUUUUUCUCU